AUGCGAGGAGCAAGAGCGCAGGUGACCUUCAACCCUGAUACCAUCCAUCCCAACCUGGUCUUGUCCGAAGACCUCAAAACGGUGUCUUUUAGCGCGGCCAAACAGCCGUAUCCGGCCAGAUCUCAGAGGUUUUCCAGUUUCUUCCAGGCUUUGAGCUCCCAGAGCUUCGUCCGAGGAGAACAUCUCUGGGACUUCCAGGCUGAAGGCUGUGCUUGGGUUCUGGCCGUGUGUUACGGCGAACUGCCCAGAUCUGGUUCUGGAAGCGGUCUGGAGAGCAGCGCUGGAUCCUGGUGCCUCAUGUACUGCGAUAACCUUCUGAGGGCGUACGAGAAAGGAAAGGACACGCCGCUUAGACGCACGCCGUCUCUGAAGAGGAUGGAGAUACGCCUCAGCUUUAGCACCGGCACUUUAGCGUUUAACAGCGUCAGCGAUUUAAGUGGGGAUAAAACUCACCUGCACACUUUUAAAGUCAGCUUCGCGCAGCCGGUGUAUCUGGCUGUAAGGAUGAUGUCUGGUCAACCCAAAGCACACAUCACUGUCAACUAGUGACUGACCACUAGAGAAACCCACUUGCUUCUGCAUUGCUUUCACCUUAUGCAACCAACUGCUAAAAUAAUUUCUUAGACCAUAUUCAUCCAUACUUAUCCUGUUGUCACGAUGUUAUGAUGCAAUACGUCAUUAAUGUUCACUUACGCACUCAAUGCAUCUUGCUGCACUAGAUUGUCACAUGCAUUCGGUUUGCAUUAUUUAAUUUAAUCAAUAUGCAGUGUUCCUCAACUCGUGUUUGACAUUUGUUUAACUUCAAUAAUAAUAAUAGCAUGUUUGUUAAUACUUGCAUUAUUAUUUUUUAAUCAAUAUGCAGUGUUCCUCAACUCAUGUGUUAGGUUUUGAGCAUGUGACAUUUGUCUAACUUCAAUAAUACAAGACCACUUUACAUCGAAAACAAUUCUAAUUCUGUUUCU
This is a messenger RNA of Sinocyclocheilus grahami, 962 nucleotides long. RefSeq names its product tripartite motif-containing protein 14-like. Bases 1 to 546 code for a protein of 181 amino acids. The record is from RefSeq and is a predicted model, not a curated record. Lineage: Eukaryota; Metazoa; Chordata; Actinopteri; Cypriniformes; Cyprinidae. The transcript is spliced from 2 exons.